This is a messenger RNA of Rhea pennata, 6196 nucleotides long. It is a transcript of the gene EPHA6, whose product is annotated as EPH receptor A6. Gene Ontology annotation, cellular component: plasma membrane; dendrite. The transcript has 19 exons. The record is from RefSeq and is a predicted model, not a curated record. Gene Ontology annotation, molecular function: ATP binding; protein binding; transmembrane-ephrin receptor activity. Gene Ontology annotation, biological process: protein phosphorylation; ephrin receptor signaling pathway; axon guidance. NCBI's taxonomy places the organism in Eukaryota, Metazoa, Chordata, Aves, Rheiformes, Rheidae. The coding region runs from base 109 to 3264 and encodes 1051 amino acids.
ACCCCGCCGGGGCGGCGGGCGGGGGCGCCCCGGCGUUUCCCGCUGGCCUGAAGGAGGACGGGGAGCCUCGGAGGGCCGAGGCCGCGGAGCGCCCGGCGGGCACCAGCCAUGGGGUGUUGUGAGGCGAGGGGGUUGCUCUGGAGAUUUGGCCUCUUCCUCCCCCUGCUGACAGCGCGCCCCGCCGCCGCCGCUCACGUCGCCACUAACCAAGUUGUGUUGCUUGAUACUACAGCUGCGCUUGGAGAACUAGGAUGGAAAACAUUUCCUUUAAAUGGGUGGGAUGCCAUAACUGAAAUGGAUGAACACAAUCGCCCCAUUCAUACUUACCAGGUAUGUAACGUGAUGGAACCAAACCAAAACAACUGGCUUCGAACAAACUGGAUCUCCCGUGAUGCUGCACAGAAAAUUUAUGUGGAAAUGAAGUUUACCCUGAGGGACUGCAAUAGUAUUCCAUGGGUUUUGGGAACCUGCAAGGAAACUUUUAACCUCUACUACAUGGAGUCAGAUGAAUCUCAUGGAGUAAAAUUCAAGCCAAACCAGUAUACUAAAAUUGAUACUAUUGCAGCUGAUGAGAGCUUUACCCAGAUGGACUUGGGCGACCGCAUUCUUAAACUCAACACAGAAGUUCGUGAGGUUGGACCAAUAAACAAGAAAGGAUUUUAUCUUGCUUUUCAGGACAUUGGAGCAUGCAUUGCUUUGGUCUCAGUUCGUGUUUAUUACAAAAAGUGCCCUUUCACAGUCCGUAACUUGGCUAUGUUUCCUGAUACUAUUCCAAGGGUUGAUUCUUCCUCUUUAGUGGAAGUGCGUGGCUCCUGUGUGAAGAGCGCUGAGGAACGUGAUACUCCAAAAUUGUAUUGUGGAGCAGAUGGGGAUUGGCUUGUGCCUCUUGGACGAUGCAUCUGCAGUGUAGGAUAUGAAGAAGUGGAUGGUUCCUGCCAUGCUUGCAGGCCCGGCUUCUACAAGGCUUUUGCCGGGAAUGUGAAGUGCUCCAAGUGCCCUCCCCACAGCCUGACCUACGUAGAAGCAACGUCUGUCUGCCAGUGUGAGAAGGGGUACUUCCGAGCCGAGAAAGACCCGCCGACUAUGGCAUGUACCCGGCCACCUUCUGCUCCAAGGAAUGUAAUUUUUAACAUUAAUGAAACAGCUCUCAUGUUGGAAUGGAGCCCACCUAGUGAUACCGGUGGAAGGAAAGACCUCACAUACAGUGUAAUCUGUAAGAAAUGCGGGUCGGACACCAGCCAGUGUGAGAUAUGCGGUGGAGGUAUCCGCUUCAUCCCCCGGCACACAGGUCUGAUCAACUCCUCCGUGACGGUGCUUGACUUUGUGUCCCACGUGAACUACACCUUCGAAAUAGAAGCCACGAAUGGCGUCUCCGAGCUGAGUUUCUUGCCAAAGCAGUUCACAGCUAUCACAGUUACCACUGACCAAGAUGCACCCUCCUUGAUAGGUAUGGUAAGGAAGGACUGGGCUUCCCAAAACAGCAUUGCCCUCUCCUGGCAAGAGCCGGACUUUCCCCAUGGAGCCAUUCUGGACUACGAGAUCAAGUACUAUGAGAAAGUCUACCCACGGAUAGCGCCGGCAUUUUGGCACUACCUGCGGGUAGAAGAGCAUGAGCAGCUCAGCUAUUCCUCCACAAGGUCCAAGGCUCCAAGCGUUAUCAUCACAGGUCUCAAGCCAGCCACCAAGUAUAUAUUUCAUAUCAGAGUCAGGACGGCAGCAGGAUACAGCGGCUAUAGCCAGAAGUUUGAAUUUGAAACUGGAGAUGAAACUUCCGAUAUGGCUGCGGAGCAGGGGCAGAUUCUUGUAAUUGCCACUGCUGCUGUCGGUGGAUUCACUCUCCUGGUCAUCCUAACUUUGUUCUUCCUAAUCACUGGGAGAUGCCAGUGGUACAUAAAGGCCAAAAUGAAGUCUGAAGAGAAAAGAAGGGCUCAGCUCCAAAAUGGACACUUACGUUUCCCAGGAAUCAAAACAUAUAUUGAUCCAGACACGUAUGAAGAUCCAUCCCUUGCUGUCCAUGAAUUUGCAAAGGAGAUAGAUCCUUCAAGAAUUCGUAUUGAGAGAGUUAUUGGGGCAGGUGAAUUUGGAGAAGUAUGCAGUGGACGACUGAAGACACCUGGAAAGAGAGAGAUACCAGUUGCAAUUAAAACUCUGAAAGGUGGCUAUGUGGACAGGCAGAGAAGAGAUUUCCUGAGAGAGGCUAGUAUCAUGGGACAAUUCGAUCACCCAAAUAUAAUCCGCCUUGAAGGAGUAGUUACAAAAAGAUCCUUUCCGAGCAUUGGGGUGAAGUCUCUUUCGAGAUUCCUGAGGGCGGGAUUUUUAAAUAGCAUCCUGGCCCCACAUCCAGUGUCAGGGGGUGGAUCUUUACCCCCCAGCAUUUCCUCUGGCAGACCAGUAAUGAUUGUAGUUGAAUACAUGGAGAAUGGAUCCCUUGACUCCUUUCUGCGGAAGCAUGAUGGCCACUUCACAGUCAUCCAGCUGGUUGGCAUGCUACGUGGAAUUGCAUCUGGCAUGAAGUACCUAUCUGACAUGGGAUAUGUACACCGUGAUCUGGCAGCCCGUAAUAUUUUGGUCAACAGUAACCUCAUGUGUAAGGUCUCUGAUUUUGGUUUGUCGCGAGUGUUGGAGGACGACCCUGAAGCCGCUUAUACAACAAGUGGUGGAAAAAUCCCCAUAAGGUGGACUGCUCCUGAAGCGAUAGCUUACAGGAAGUUCUCUUCAGCAAGUGAUGCCUGGAGCUAUGGGAUUGUGAUGUGGGAAGUGAUGUCCUAUGGUGAAAGACCAUACUGGGAGAUGUCCAACCAGGAUGUUAUACUGUCUAUAGAAGAAGGUUACAGGCUUCCAGCUCCCAUGGGCUGCCCAGCUUCUCUUCACCAACUAAUGCUUCACUGCUGGCAGAAAGAGAGGAACCACCGUCCAAAAUUCAGUGAUAUUGUCAGCUUCUUAGACAAACUGAUCCGCAAUCCAAGCACCCUUCAUACCCUAGUGGAGGAUGUACUUGUAAUGCCAGAUUCACCUGGUGAAAUUCCAGAAUAUCCGUUGUUUGUCUCAGUUAGUGAUUGGCUGGACUCAAUAAAAAUGGGUCAGUAUAAAAACAACUUCAUGGCAGCAGGUUUCACAACUUUGGAUAUGGUUUCAAGAAUGAGUAUUGAUGACAUUAGAAGAAUUGGAGUUGUACUCAUUGGACACCAGAGACGAAUAGUGAGCAGUUUACAGACUUUGCGGUUACACAUGAUGCACAUACAGGAGAAAGGAUUUCAUGUAUGAAAGUACUAGAAUCAACUGUGUUUUGUGCCUCAGCAUUUCUAAAAUGGAAAAUAUUCUCAUUCUUCCCUUCUGCUCUUCCCAACUUCAAGAACUGCAGUCUCCUGUUCAGACUAUUAAAGUACUUCUAUGUUAAUGCUUCCAAACUGGAAUUUUUAAUCACACUGCGUAGUUCCUUCUUCUGUUAUCUGCCAAUAAAAUCCUGGCCUACUGCAAGAUUCUUGCUACACACUGAUGAAUAACUCAGCAUGGAUGUGUAACUUUGUAUAACAGCUUUUGGGAAACUUUCAUGAACUUACUUGAAAGUAGCAACCUAUUUGGCCUGGUGUGGCUUCUUUAUCGAUGUAUUUAGAGUUUGCUGGUAGAUCAAAAAGUAUUUGACUUCUUUCAUGUUCUGUGACCAUGUAAAUUCCAAUAUCCAAUGUGCAAUCAAGGAGAAGUUUGACAUAAAUAUUUAUUUCAUCUCUUAAUUAAAUCCAAAUGUAUGGGUCCUAUCGUUACAUUACUUUAUAAUAGUUUAAAUGUUGGUGAGCUGGUGCCUCAAAAUUUUAGAAUUCUUUGCAGAAAUGACUGAUGAUUUCAUCUAGCAAAUUUGCUUUGUGUGAAUUGGGUGCAUAGUGAGAAAAAGUUGUUUGACAUCAUAAGGUCUUUGAUUUUGAAUUACUUUGGCACUCAAUACUUUUUAUGCUUUAAAUUGUAGAUUAAGUUGGAAAAUUCAUUCAUUCUUGGGAUUUUUCACCACUCGACCUUCUUUUUAUUAUUCAGCAUUUGCUUCUACUACAUGGCAAAUUAUCCCUGGAAAACUGAUUAUAAUGUUUCUUAGCCAUGUAUAAAACAUGGUUGUCAGCUAUCCUGUGGCAGCCACAUAGACUUCAGAAAGCUUUCUGUUCCAAAAAUGCAGGCCUCCGCUACUAAAACUAAGGGUAAUCUCCAUCAGUGGUAGGAGACCUCAGAGGGCCAGCCAUCAGUGGGGUGAUAUGUUUAUUCCCAUAGCAGCAGAUCGGCCAUCUCAUCCAACUGAGGGCAGUGCUAAUGCUGGAAGUUACACCCUGUGGUAUUCAGUUUUACUGUAUACAGGCAGAAAAGGAGACAUAGGACAGCAGUGUAAUCAUAUGUUGCCUUGAGUCUACUUCUAACUGUUUUUAGAAGUAAAACACAGACUCUGCCAAAAUGGAGCUCUGGUUACUACAGGCUAGAUCUUCAUUUAGUGCAAAUAUCUAAAUGACAUCGAAGAUAAGUAUCUUUAGAACUCUUCAAUAGCCAUAUUUACAUGCAAGAAAAUGGCUGCAAAGGCCUAACAUAGUAUUUGUACCUCUGUAAGACUUAAAGCUUUCAUGUUUUAUUCAGACAAUUUACACGGAUGUGCUGGGCUACAUUUCCAAACUUGUGUGUGGGAUAUGCGCUACUAGGAACCGAGAAAAGAGCGCAUUUCUGUGUGCCGUAGAAGCCACGUGCAGAUCUACAUGCAUGUCACAUGUAAACUGGUUGCAGAUGCUUUUGUUAAUUUAUACAUGGUUUGGAGGACGUUUGUUAAGUUACAUGACAUUCCAAUAUACUUGAGAAUUACAGAUCUUCAGUUAAAAUGUGCAUUUGGGCAAUUAGUAAAGUAUAUGUGUAUAUCAAAAUGAAUUAACUACUUUAUGUAAUCAUAAUGAUAUUUACUGCUUAAUUUACAGCUUACAAAUCAAAAUGUACUUCCUGACACUGGGAAAAGGCUGUUGUAUACCAGUGGCAGAGAAGGAAAAACAGAAGGCAAUUCAGAAAAGAUUAUGCUUCCAACCAGUUCACAGAGUAAGACACGCUAGGCCUGAUUCACUCUUGUUACUUUAUGUUAGAAUAACUUCAGUAAUUUUAAUGGGAUAACAGUAAAGAACUGAGUACCUUUUCCUUUGUCCAUUAAAAAAACCAGAUUUAACUGAGGAACAAGUUUUCUAAAGAUAAAGAAUCACCAGCGCUCUUCAAUGCUGAUUUGAUAAGCAUAUUUAAAGAAGGGCAGUAUCAGUCCUAUUCUACCUACAAAGGUAAUUUUAUCAGCAUGAGUACUCCCGUUGAACUCAGUAGGACUGUACAAGCAUGUGUAUUUUACAGGAUCACAGGCCUUUAGUGGGAAAAAAAAAAAUUUUGUCUGUUACUGUCACUUGGAACAUUCUGCCCCAAUUCCACAGCUGGAUAAUUUUUGGUAAGGGUUCUCUUAUGAAAAGAAAAUUGUACUUACUUUUGAAGCCUUUUAAAAUAAUAACAUCACAGAGUAAUGUAAAAGUUGAUUUUCCUUUUUCUAUUUUGCCUGCCAUUGCUUCCAUGGUCAACAAUGUGCCAUCUGCAGAAGGCCUCUCACAUUUAAAUACAUUACUGAGGAGGUAUGAAUCUGUUACUUGUUAAUGGGGUUUCAAAACUACUCGUAAUUAAUCCAAACCAUACAUGUGCACUAUUUAAUUCUCCUUUGCACAUUUAUUCAUUCCUGGUAGCGUGGAUGCAAACCUGCAUGUUACAUGCACACAACCUGGAUAUGUUUCAUGGAAAUUAAUUUCCAGAUAUUCACACUACUGAAAAUAUAUUUUCAAUAGAACAAAUAUAAUUAAUAACAAUAUUAAAACAUUUAUUAAUCAGAUAUAUUUUUUAUAUAAACAAGAGUUUGGGUAACCAGAAAGAGGCGAACAAGAGAUUCUUUUGGUGAGGACAUUUAUUAAAAAAAUUGUAAAUCCUCUCCAGGAUUUUGUGGGUUUAUAUGGCUUGGUUUUUUUGUUGUUACUGUUGUGCAGUAUGACAUUUUUAUAAUUGUUAUCUUGAUCAAAUUUACAUUUCCCCUAUUUUGGAAACAUUUCAUUUUCUCUUGCUCAGCUUCCACACCUACUCUUCCAUUUUCUUCAGUGCAAACAAAAGUGCCAUUGCUAGGGCUUUUUAAAUUUUUCUGUUCAUUAAAAAAAAAACAAGCAAA